AGUGAUUCAGAGAAACGUUCAUCAGCUGACCAAGCAUUUCGGGAAAUUCUAAUGACAAAACUGGUGAGGUUUUUAUUUUGCCUGAAAAGCUGACAAGAUUGAUAUAUGACAAUACUCUUAAUAUUAUUGAAUUCAGAAAUUGUUUUAAACACUAUAAUAAUGCGUUGUUUGUACUAGCUAAACUAAGUCACACAACUAUAUACAAAACUGUCCAGUAAUAUCCUUAACACAAAUUUUAUUCUCUUUUAACAAGACUGUUGAUAAAGAUUGGUUGGUUUGUGAUCGUUUGGUCCACAGUGCAAUAGACUGCUCUAAAAAUGGUAUGGUUUCAAUUUCAUCCUAGGGCUUUAGCAGUUUGUCAGUAUUAGAUGGAUGGUUAGGUAAUGAGCACCACUUACUCUUGUCUGAAUAUAAUUUACCUCAAACUUAUGUGAGAUGAGUGCUUCCAAUUUGAUUCUUCAGAACAACACAGAUUUUCUCAAGUCCAUUUAGGAACACAGAGCAGUUGGUUAGAGCACUGUACCAGAAUUGCAGGGCUGUAGGUUCAAUUCCUACCAGAGGACCUUGUGCUGCAUUUUUCGCAGUCGUUCCUGGUUAGGUCUUAAAAUGUAUAUAUUCGCACUUGGAUUACAAACCCUAACAAUCCAAUAAGGGACGGUCCUUAAUGGAGAACAGUAUAGAGAAGAAGUUCAGUUUAUAUUAUUGCAAGAACAUUUCUAUCCAGUUUUGCAAAAAUAUCCAUAUUUAGUUAUUUACCAUCUAUAUGGUAUUCUUUGGCCAUAGGUACCACCUCAGUAGCCUUACCCAUUACCUUGAUGUCAGACAUGUUUGAUUGUAUCACACUGGACGUUUGUGAAGAGUUGUUUCAUAUUGUAGAGAAACACGUAGCAACGUGGGCAUCUGUAAGUACAAUUGAAUUCUUUUUUAUUGAAUAGUCAACUAGUUAAUGCCUAACAAGUUUUUGUUGUCAUUAUUGAAUUUGAAAUUUCUUCUAUUGCCAUAGGAACCUUUCUUCACAGCGGGAAAAAACUUACUGCUGCGGAUGUGUAAUGGUAGGUGCAGAACUGUUUGAGACUUGACGAGCUCAGUUAUAUGAGUACACGAGAUUUUGGUAUAUAUAUGAGCUUGCUCAUGAGCAUACCAGAUUUUGGUAUAAAGAAAUACCAGACUGUAGUAUUGGUGUAUCUCCAGUACGUAAGUACGCAAAUUUUCGUACCUGACUAAUUUUAUUUAAUCAUCGAAGCAUGAUGUCAUUUCUACUUUAGAUUUACUACGCCGCUUAUCAACGUCACAGAACACUGUGUUUUGCGGACGGAUACAAUUGAUUCUAACACGACUGUUUCCUUUAUCAGAGAAGUCAGGUACAUUGUGAGCGACAGUGUUUUAAGACUGGUUUGCAUUAUCAAACCUUCUGUGAUCACGGUAACAAAGUUUGCUUAGGUAAAAAUUCUAAGUUUGAGGGGACUGAUUCAGUGUUAAACAAUGAUUCAUUUCCUUCAAACAUUUCUUACAAAUCCUUCAAAAAUUUACCGAUGCAAAAUUCCUACUGUGAUCACAGAAACUUUGAUAGUGUAAACCAGACUUAAUACACUCUUUCGGUAAUUACGUCACAACUACACUGUUUUCAACUUAGGACCACCUUAAAUGGAAAGGAUUUCAAGUUUGUUUUUUCUCAUGGGCUAUGCACAGAGAAGCAGAACAUCGUUCUUUAACACAUGCAUGAAAAAUAAUUCUUUAUUUUGACCAAUAAAUGUGGAAAUAAGCUUUAACACGAAAACGAGGCUCUAGGUCAUGACUUGGAGCCUCGUUUUCGUGUUAAUACUUGUUGCCAUAUUUAUUGAUCAAAAUCCAAAAAUUUUUUCAUGCUUGUGUUGAAGAUGGAUGUUCUGCUUCUCUGUGGAUAGCCCAUGAGAAAAAAACUUGAAAUCCUUUCCAUUUAAGGUGGUCCUAAGUUGAAAACAGUGUAGUUAUGACGUAAUUAUCGAAAGGGUGUAUUGACAUGUUUGAGCAUUUUAAAUUUCUGUAGAUUGAAAGAAAUACGGUUUCUCAUCUCUAGUUUGCUAUUUAUGUAAUUAUGUAUAGGUUUAAAUCUCAUGAGUCAAUUCAAUGUGGAAAAUGUGACGAAGUUUGACUACAAAGGAAGUUCGAGUAAGGUGAGCGAAAAAAAUAACCGUUGAUGUUUCAAUGGACAUACCAGAUUUUUUGAAAACUCAAAAAUAUUCUGGGGGCAAUGGUCCCCAUAGUACGAUACCUCCUUCACCUUUGGCUGUCACCAAUCGAAAACUGAUUCACAUUAUUAUUUUUCAAGGAGAAAAGUAACUCAAAGAAAGAAGUUACUGAUAGGUAUAUAUUUGAAACGAUUUUCCACGACUUGACUUUAAAAGCGUUUUCCGUAAUUGUACCUCAGUUUGAACGUAAUGCUUUUCCUUUUGUAUAGUGAAGUUGUGGAUUAUGUCCUGUACACAAAAUUCUGGUCCUUGCAAGAUUUCUUUCGAAGUCCUACGCAGUGCUAUCAUGAUUUAAACUGGAAAAAAUUUGUAGAUGUAAGUAAAUUCAACGACCAAUUUGAGAAAGCUUGAAAAAAUUGCUAUUAUUAAAAUUAUCAUGAUUAUUAAAAAAAAUCGAUAUUUCAAAAUUAUCAUGCAUAUUACGUUGCCCAACACAACAUUUGUCAUUAAGGCCCUACAAGUAUUUCCACUCAGGAAAAUUUUCCUCAGAAAGAAAAUUUUGUAGAAUUGGAUUGGCCGACACAAAUUUUCGGAAAAUUUCCGUGGAAAAAAAUUUCUUUGUCAAACCCAAAGCUUCAAGAGUUCAAACCCAAGAUUUUGUCCUAAAUGUUUUAUCGAUGUCGGUAACUACUGAUAUAUUGGCAAAUAAACUCCUAUAUCGUGUCGGUAAGUUGGAUAUUUUGUUAUAAUGGCUCAUGUCUGUAUACUUAUCGUCCUCGCUGUCAUCAUAGACAUUGCAGAAGACAUUCUGGAUUGUCUGUGGUAUCAUCAAACUUGUCGUGUUGAAAUUUUCAGAAUGCCUCAGCAGUCCUGGCGGCGUUCAGCAGUCAUAAACUGGAACACGUCUCGAAGAAACGAAAACAUAGCGAACACAAGAGUGUUGUCACGAGGUAUAGAUGAUUUAUCAAAUUUUAUGUUUUUGUCCUUGCGACCCAGCAAGAUUAACAGCUUGCUUGAUAAUGGUAACUAGACUGAGUAGAGUACCAGUUUGCCAUUUAGAAGUUUGAAUUCAGACCAAAAUUGCACAACACUUCACUAUGCACAUUAUGAAAUUUAAAACAUUUCCUCGCGGUUUUAUUGCAGUGAUGGUGCAGAUCAACAAAGAUAUUUCGCCAAAUUCUUGACGAGUGAAAAGGUGCGUAGAGGCUAUAUAUGCUAGCUAGAGGCAAAUCGUAAUUUGAUCUUGGCUGCUGUAGAUUUUAUUUGUGUUGACGUAGCCAAGGGUUUUUAGAGUUGUUAGUGGGGCUUCGGUGGCGAAGUGGUCAGCGCACUUGCUUUCACCCCUAAGAUCACACGUUCGAGUCUCAGUGAGAACUUUCUCAACGCGACUUGAAUCCAGUCUUCAUAUGGAGAGAGUCAGUCAACGCUCUGCCGAAAAUCGUGCGUUUUCUCUGGGUACUCCGGUUUCCUCCCACAGGGAAAGUUGACAGGGUGGGUUAGGUAAAAGGGCCCACAGCAAUUGGCAUAUGCUGUUGUGGUGACCCUGCCCUAGCUGGCAAAGUUAAAUAAACAAAUAAACUCCAGAGGCCGGUUGUACGAAGGCCGGAUAGCGCUAUCCACCGGAUAGUGAUUUUUUCAAGCUUUGUUAAAUCAGUCGUUGAUUGGCAUAACUCGUAUUAAAGUUUAGUAUUUAUAAGUUAAAUGUUUUUUAUACUUCUUGUGUCGUUUGUAUCCGUCGUUCACAGUUUUUCAAGCAUUUUACAAAGAUUGAAAAAAUCACUAUCCGGUGGAUAGCGCUAUCCGACCUUCGUACAACCGGCCCCUGGCUUAGAUAUCCCCAUUGCCUCUGGCCUGAAACUUCAGAAUUCUUAAUUCCACAAAGUUUUGAAGGAUACAUUUUGAAUUCGGAGUAACCCUCCUAGCGUUAGACAACGGACUAGCGUCUCUCCAUGGCUUCCAACUUCUGGUAUAAUUUCAUUAGGUUUGUCCUCGUAAAGUGAACUCAUAAAGCUGCAACUUGCCAGGUUUUUUAUCGUAUAUUUUUUUAAAUUUGUAAUUAAGGUUUUCUUUUGUUACAGUUGCUGAACUUACAGUUAAACGAUUCCAACUUUCGGCGAACAGUGAGUAUUAGACCAUCGUUAUAUAAAAACGUGAAAUUCAUGGAAACGUGUGACCAAUUAUCAAAUUUUACUUUCCCGUUUAGAUUCUUGUACAGCUACUGAUAUUGUUUCAAUAUCUUACUGGGGAGGUGAAGUUUAAAAGGUAUAUAAUUAUUUGUGAUUAAUAAUUCAUGAAGAAAACACAAAAGAAAUCAUGAGCGUGGAGGAGUUUGUAUAUCUGAUACAAAAUCAUGCUCAUUUACAUACACUUUAAGUUCAAUUUUCUCACCAAAUAUCAUUCAUUUAUUUUAAAUUGUCGAAGAAUACAAAUGUACUCAUCAAGACCUUUCACAAGCCAUGUAUACAACGUUCGCGUCUGUGUUGUAUCGGAUUUACAAACUCGAGCCGAAGGCGCGGUUUCAGUGCUAGGAACUGUCCGGCAGCGGAUAAUAUCCAACAUACUGUUGGCUCGGUUUGCAUGAAUUUGAUUCCCCAUCUUUGUGUAGUGCAAGUCAAAAGUUGAAGGAGAAGCAAAGUUCGUUUGUGAAAGAUACAACUUCAAAAGUUUACGAGGUAACUAUAUGAUAAAACUUACUGCUUUGUUACAGUUUGAAACUGAAAUGCAACUGUGUCACGUGGCAGCUUUGGACUACUCAGGGCACCUUGCACUUAUAUUUAGUGACGGUUAUAUCUUUCAAAUUGUAGUUCUGCUAAAAUGCAGGAUAUUUAUAGACAUCGUUCAUUGCUAAAAUUUCUUGUUUCAGUUGCUGAAGGAAACACCACCUGAUGGAGAAAAAUUUGCAAAAUAUGUCGAGGUAAAUUAAUAUAAUGUAAUAGGCUUCAUCACAACUGCACGUUUGUAUU
Paramuricea clavata is the source of this 5131-nucleotide messenger RNA. The record is from the annotation of a GenBank genome assembly. NCBI's taxonomy places the organism in Eukaryota, Metazoa, Cnidaria, Anthozoa, Malacalcyonacea, Plexauridae.